Messenger RNA from Plodia interpunctella (Indianmeal moth), 2520 nucleotides. RefSeq names its product monocarboxylate transporter 13-like. Lineage: Eukaryota; Metazoa; Arthropoda; Insecta; Lepidoptera; Pyralidae. Gene Ontology annotation, cellular component: membrane. The record is from RefSeq and is a predicted model, not a curated record. Gene Ontology annotation, biological process: transmembrane transport. Gene Ontology annotation, molecular function: monocarboxylic acid transmembrane transporter activity. The transcript is spliced from 9 exons. Bases 196 to 1605 code for a protein of 469 amino acids.
UAACAACUUAAGAGCGCGCGUGCCAUGGAAAAUACUAUUUGUAUCAUAUCAGACUGACCGAGUGAGUGAAGUGGACGUGCGUGGAUCCUGCAAACCUACGCGUAAAAAUGCCGACAUAACAAUAAUAAAAAAAUCCGUAUAUAGAUUAAAAAAUUAAAAUUUUAGCGCACAUAGUCAAGUUAGUUUUUCGUAAUUAUGGAUGAAGCUUUCGCUCAUGUCGAAGGUGGUGUCAUCAGGAAUAAAAGGGGGCUAAUCCCCCCUGAUGGUGGUUGGGGGUAUGUUAUCGGACUCGGAGUGGGGUUUACAUUCAUGCUUGGUUUUGGUUCCUCUAACGCUUUUGGCAUCCUGUUCAAUGACUUCUUCUUAGAGCAGGAUGGCGCUAGUGGGUUGCCUCUAGUCAUAGGAGUUUACAAUGGAGCACUCUCUUUUGCAGGGUUUCUCAGCGGUAUUGCCUUGAAGAAGUAUUCGUUUCGUCAAGUGGGGUUAUUCGGAGCGGCACUCUUCGUUUUAGGAGAUGUCCUCACUAUAUUUGUACAGAAAACAUAUCAACUUGCGAUUACUUUCGGAGUCAUUAGGGGGUCAGGGUUUGGCGUCAUGAUCCCCGUUAGUUUUACCGCCUUCAACUGUUAUUUCACGAAAAAACGAACGGCCAUGAUGAGUGCGAACCAAACCAUGAGUAGCAUGGCGUCCAUAACCUUUCCGAUGUUGGUAACCUUCCUACUCUCGGAAUACGGGUUCAGGUGGACCCUGGCUCUAAUCAUGGCCAUAGAUCUACAUCUAGUCUUCGCAAUGUUAGUAAUGCAUCCAGUGGAAUGGCAUUUGAUUAAGUCUGGAGAACCAACAUCUGAGACAGAAUUACCAUUAAAAUGUGAUGUCCUUAGUGUUAGAAAAAUACACAGUGAUAAUGACGAUUCCUUUGUAAAAAUGUUGUCAGGUGAUGUUGAAGAAAUUAAAGAAAAUAAGAAAAAUAACAGACACGAAUCCAUACAGAAAAGCAUAAUAAAAGUGAUUUGUGACAAUGUUGAAUUGGAUCUGUUAAAAGACCCAAGGUUUGUCAGUACAUUAGUCGGCAUCGGCUUCGCUUUUGUUUCUGAUGUUACUUAUCUAGCAAUGGAGCCUAUGUUGUUGUUCUCUUAUGGAUUUUCACAGAUGGAAGUAGCGACAUGCGUCAUGGUAGGAGCUCUAGCAGACUUACUGGCCAGAUUCGCAUUUGCUGUGUUCACGUAUUUCUUUGUCGUGGAUAGCAAGAAACUAUUCUAUAUUGGAACAUGCAUCACUAUACUUCUUCGGAUAGCCCUGGUGAGCUCCAGCGACCUCUGGUACGUGUUCACGGUGACAGCCCUGUCAGGGCUGGUCAGAUGUACUGUCCAAGUGUUGUUCCCUCUGGUGCUGGUGGCUGCUGCCCCUGAUAGAUUUCCAGCUGCAUUGGCCCUGCAUAUACUAUUCUCAGGGGUAUUAAUGCUGAUGGCUGACCCGCUUAUUGGAGUGCUGUAUGACGCUACUGGCAGCUACAUGUACUGUUUCCUGGCUAUGAGCAUCUGCUGCCUUGUGUGUAUAGUGCUAUGGACUAUAGAAUACAUAGUUUAUCGCGAAAAAAGAUCUUGAACAUCAUAUUGAAUACCUCGAUAAUUUAAAAUUCGAAUAUCAAAGUAAUUAAAUAAAAAUGUGUACGUUUCUUCUACUUAUGAAAGCUUAUGACCAUUUUAUACAAAUGUUAUUUAAAAUUAUGUUAAAAUGUGGUUGGUGUAGUGUGGUUUUAUAGCUUUUAUAUCUGUAGGUCACAUAUAUGAUAUAUGGAGAGAAAGAGAUAUAAAAACAAAAAUGUUCCUUUUGGUAGGUGUCUUAAACUUAGAACAUUAUAAGUUGGAAGUAUUUUUGUAUUGGAUUUUUGAAAGGCAGUAAAAAGUAAUAAAAAAACAAUAAGAAAUAAGAGAAAAAUCUUUCUAAGUAGGUACCUAAUUAAUGCAAGAUCGAUUUUCACCUACCCACAAAAAAAGUAAUAUGUACACUACUAUUAACUUUCAUCAAAAUGGAUCCGUUUUUGAGAUCUAUCUAAAUAUACAACUGUUGAUUAAUUUAUUAUAUGGCCUAGAAUUACAUAUCUAUACUUAGUAAAAUAUAACUUAAGUCCUAUAUGAAAGAUGUCAAAUAGUAUAUAAAUCUAUCAUCUGUCUCUGUCGCUCUCAUUUCCAAUGUAUCGGUUCAUCCUGCUUUCAUAUAACUCAAGUUAUAUAUAUUUUUUUAAACCAAUGAUACUACCUAUUUAAACUUAAUUUAAGAAAAAGUUCAGUUACUUACUGUAGUUUAAAUAUAAAAUGAAAGAGGACUUUUAUAAGGUUUACUUGUUUAUUAGCGUAGGUACAAACACUAACUCAUGCAAAUAUAUCGAGUGUAAAAAGCAAAUGUCUUUUUUUAGAAUAUUUAAUAUAUUUCCAAAGUUUAAAAGAAUAAAAGUAACGAACUUUAUUGUUUUAUAUUUUUUUGGAUAUGCAAUAAAAAAUAUAACAAAUGCUUUAAUUA